AUGCCGUCUUCACCUCCUACUCAUCCCAUCCUUCAAGUUCAACACAGUUUUCUACUACCAAUGGCUACAACCAAGUUGUCGGCCCUUUGCUUCAUUGUCCUCCUUGGCAUUGGAGUGGCAAAUGCUGCAAGGGUAGCAAGAUAUGUUAGUGCUGGGGGUGGCGGUGGUGGUGGAGGGGGAGGUGGCGGUGGUGGGCAAGACAGUGGGUCUGGAUAUGGUUCAGGUUCAGGUUCAGGAUACGGUGAAGCUGGUGGCUAUGGGUCUAACGGGGGAGCAUAUGCCCAGGGAGGCGGUAAGGGCGGAGGUGGCGGUGGAGGACAAUAUGGGGGCUCUGGAUCAGGUUCUGGGUCAGGUUCUGGGUACGGUCAAGCCGGUGGGUAUGGGUCCAAUGGUUCUGGGUAUGGUCAGGCUGGUGGAUAUGGUCCUUAUGGAGGAGGCUAUGCUCAGGGAGGUGGCCAGGGUGGAGGUGGCGGCGGAGGACAUAAUGGAGGGUCAGGACAAGGUUCCGGUGCUGGCUCUGGGUAUGGGCAGGCUGGUGGAUAUGGUCCUUACGGUGGUGGAUAUGCUCAAGCCGGUGGCCAAGGUGGUGGGGGUGGAGGAAGUGGUCCAAGUGGCAGUGGAUAUGGAAGCGGCUCAGGGAGUGGGUCUGGGAGUGCUGGCAGUGGCCACCCAUAG
This is a messenger RNA of Miscanthus lutarioriparius, 675 nucleotides long. The record is from the annotation of a GenBank genome assembly. NCBI's taxonomy places the organism in Eukaryota, Viridiplantae, Streptophyta, Magnoliopsida, Poales, Poaceae.